UUCUAUAACGGCACCCUUUCCAAUGUGAUACUGGUCGGGUGAGGAGACUUCCAAGAGUUGUAGAGGCAAGGAUUUGUGUAAAAGCAAGAUAAUGGCGAGCUCUAAGGAAGAAUCAUUUGAUGGAAUGCUGCUAGCCAUGGCACAGCAACACGAAGGGGGUAUACAACAGCUGCUGCAUACAUUUUUUGGUUUCUUGGCAAGAAAAACUGAUUUUUACACAGGAGCUGAAAAAGGCUCUGCAGAAAAGCUAGUUGUGAAUGUAUUCAAAGAAUAUGAAAAGAAGGCCUUGAAGAAAAAAGAAGAAAACGAAAGAGAAAAACAGGAAAUGAGGAAACGUGAAGAACUCAGAAGACAAGAAAAAGAAAGAAAAGACGCAGGUCCUAAAAUCGAAGAAAUUACUGAUGACGAAGCGAAGAAGAUUCAAACUGAAAUUGAUAAAAAGAAGAAAGCAGAAUCUAAAAUUGAAGAGUUAAAUGAUAAAGGGAAAUCUGACACGCCAUUGGUGGAUAUAAAAGACGACGAUGAAGAGGAUGAAGAUUCUAAAGGAAAACUGAAACCAAAUGAAGGGAAUGGUGCUGAUUUACCAAACUAUCGUUGGAUUCAGACACUUGGCGAAGUCGAUAUUUAUGUGCCGCUAAAAGUUGACUUCAGAGUGAAAUCUAGAGAUUGUAUAGUUGACAUCAAGCAAAAGGGUAUAAAAGUUGGAUUGAAAGGACACGAGGCAAUAAUGGAUGGGGAACUCUUCAAAAAGGUAAAGCAGGAAGACAGUGUUUGGGUGCUCGAAGAUGGAAAAGUUAUACACAUCACACUUGAAAAGAUAAACAAGAUGGAAUGGUGGGACAAAGUUGUUAUGACUGAUCCAGAGAUCAAUACUAAAAAAGUACAACCAGAGAACUCCAAGUUGUCGGAUUUGGACGGUGAAACACGAAGUAUGGUUGAGAAGAUGAUGUAUGACCAACGGCAAAAAGAGAUGGGUUUACCUACAUCUGAGGAACAAAAGAAACAAGAUAUGUUGAAGAAGUUUAUGGAACAGCAUCCAGAAAUGGAUUUCUCUAACGCAAAGUUUGCAUAAUCAACAAGGCACGUUAGCAAAAUUCGAGACCUUUCCUAUCCCAUGCUGUAUUUCGGCAUCUGUACAACAUCCAUCGCUAGCAGGAUUCUAGUUUUCUGCUGAAGAAGGAACCAUUGUAAUAUCAGAUUAUAAACAAUUAAUUGUUUCAGAAAAAUGUUUUUGAUUCUCCUUAUUGAACUUAUGUAGUACAUUUCAAUGUGGUUAACGUGAGGCCUAUUUCCUCCCAAAUUUUGAGAUUGGAGCGAAAAGUUUUGUUAAUUGUGUUAUUUCAUCUUCGAAACGAGUUUCUGCCGCAAUGCCUUGAA
This is a messenger RNA of Rhopilema esculentum, 1377 nucleotides long. RefSeq names its product nuclear migration protein nudC. Gene Ontology annotation, cellular component: cytoplasm. The record is from RefSeq and is a predicted model, not a curated record. NCBI's taxonomy places the organism in Eukaryota, Metazoa, Cnidaria, Scyphozoa, Rhizostomeae, Rhizostomatidae. Gene Ontology annotation, biological process: protein folding.